ACGUACUGCGGAGUUCUGCUAGAUCAGGUGAUUUCCAGUUAGAGCUAGAGCAUUAUAGAAAGUGAAAGCAUUUCGACGACUUUUACAAACAGCCGGCAUUGCUGAAGAGACCGUUUGCAAGUUUCUACGGUCGAAACGCAGGGUAUGGAUGACUCUAAUGAACCCCAGCCACUAAAUGAUGAUAGCGACAGCGCAAGUUUUGAAAUUACUAAUGUUGAAGUUGAAUGUCAGAAUGGUAACGAUCACCUUGAUUUAGAAGCUAUUUGCCAAGCAAAAGAAGAGUUAGAAAGAUGGCAGAAGCAACUAGAUAAGCUGGAAAGGGAAAAGUCAGAUCUAAUUUGUCAAAAGUUGGAUGCAAUUGAGAAGAAAAAGGAGGCUGAAAAUAAGCUAAAAACUGAACAGGAAAACAACAAGAGCAAUCUUCAGAAGGCAGAGCAAUACUUUAAGGGGAUGAUCCGCGACAAGUUGCAAAAAUAUGACAAACUAAAAGUUGAGCUAAUUCAACUUGAAAAUGAACUUCAACGUGAGCAAGAUCUCUGCGACUCUCUUUGCGAUAAGUUCAAGUUUAAGGUUAAGUUACCACAGAAGGACAUGAAGUUUGUCAAGUCCAAACAAAAUGUGCCAGUAGAUCAAGAGACGGAUGAGUUCCUGUAUACAAAAGGCAUCUAUACCAUCAUUCCGAAAAUGUCUGUGCUCCUUCAGAAUGGACAGGCCUUAAUCACAUUUGAAGAGGAGCAAGUUGCACACAGGAUUCAAAAAAUAGGCAAACAUCAUGUAGACCUCCAGUCUGAGAAAAUACAAGUGACUGCUCGUCCAGUCAUGCUGAAUUCAACACAGCAUUUUGAGAUCCAUCUUGAUAUCUCCAUGAAGAAUAUCAAGGUUUCUGAUAUCCCGGAUAUUCUUCCAGAGGAACAGAUGAGGGAUAAGUUGGAAAUAAGCUUUUCAAAGCCAAGUCUAGGUGGAGGGGAGGUGGAGAAUAUCCAAUACUCCAUCUCUUCUGGAACUGCAGUGAUCACAUUCGUGGACAAAUGGGUUGCUCGGCGUGUCACAGAACUGAAGGAAUAUCCACUUCUGAUAAAUGGGCAAGUACAUUGUAUGCUGACUGUGGAAUCAGAAAUGAAUAGUUACUUGCAGAAAUUUCAGAUAUUUAAUGGUGUUUGCAAGAGAACGCUGCUGCUAUCUGAUAUCAAGAGCACAAUGGAGGAAGAAGAAUUACAAGACAAGCUUAAGAUCCAUUUUCAGAAACCAAGCAAACAGGGUGGUGAAGUUGAGGAUAUAAAUUAUGUACCAAAAGACAAACAUCUCUUGGUGGACUUGGAAGAGGAUUCUUCAGAAAAGUGAUAUUCCGUUUUUAGCAAAUGUACUGGUCUUCUUAAGUAAUUGGUCUCUUUCAUUGCACUUUCUUUUUUGCCAUUGAUAUAAUUAAACAUUUUUUCAUUCUUACUGGUAGCCUUUAUAAGUCUUCUCUUACCAUUUUUGUUUUCUUCUGAGACAGUUACAUUCUUUAUGCAUCUUUGCGAUAAUGCAUUUAUCUUCUGUAAAUAUGUGCUCAUGUGUGUUAUACUUCAAUAUGCAAUAAAACACUGGGAUCCCAUUUAAUCCAGUUGUACAUCUGGAUAAAUAAUUUAAUACUCAUGUUCUUUAACUUUGACAAAACUAAUCAAUUUGUAGCAGAAACAGAUUUAUUGGAUUAACAUAAAACUGUGACAUAUUCUUUUGUGUAUUUUGUGUAUUUACAUUGCUGUAUCAACAUAAUAAAUAGUAUAUUUUAAUUUGA
Molecule: messenger RNA, 1777 nt
Organism: Mobula hypostoma (lesser devil ray)
Lineage: Eukaryota; Metazoa; Chordata; Chondrichthyes; Myliobatiformes; Myliobatidae
Gene: nmi
Product: N-myc (and STAT) interactor
Exons: 10
Coding region: 145-1341 (398 amino acids)
Cellular component (GO): cytoplasm
Source: RefSeq, a predicted model, not a curated record